AUGGGGUCGAUACCAUACUGCGAUCACCAUGGCUGGAACUGGGAGUCGGGACAGGGUCCUUCUCCGUGCAUGGGAGAGACGGCGUCGUUCCUCCUGGCGUCCAGCGUACUCCUGUACACGAUCCCGCUGACGAAGGACACGCUGCACCCGUUCCAGAGAGCCGCCGCGGCGGGCAGCACCGCGGCGCGCGUCCACGCGGUGCAGAUAACCCUCGCGAUCGUGCAGGCGUCCAUAGCGCUGGUGUGCGGCGUGCUGUUCGUGAGGCCGAGAGGGAUGCUGUCCGGGGCCAACUUGCUGUACAGCAUGUCGUGGACGGCGGCCUCGUGCACCAUGGCUGUCGCCCUCCAGCGACACCCGGACUGCUCGAAGACGCUGAUCUGGUUCUGGUGCGGGGCGCUGGUGGUAAACAGCGUCGUGCUCUCCAGCCUUCGCCACGCGUCCGAGGUCUCCGGCCACCACCUGCCGGCGGAAAUCGGGUGCCUGAGCUGGAUGUCCUUCUUCGCCAACGCGGUGCUCGUGGUGCUGCAGCUCUUCAAGCCCGAGCUGGACGACACCGAAGGCGUGUACGUACGCGUGGUGGGUCGAGAAGGGGUGGUGCCGUCAGCAUCGUCCGCCAACAACGGGUGGCAAACGUUCUGGGCCGGCGGCGGUGACACCUUCGACGUUGCGGCUACCGCCGUGUCCGGUGACGACCGCAACACAAAGAGCGGCAGCAGCAGCAGCAGAUGGUGCUGUUUCGGCGGUCGGCGAAGGGGCGGGGACGACGACUUCGAAGGCGGCGGAGCAUGGCCGAUUGCCGGCGGAACAAACGGCCGUGGCGGCACCCUCAACGAAUCGCUGCUCGGAAUUAUCGGUUUAGACGAUCAAGAUCGGGAGUUUUCAUCGCCAAGCAAGCCCGAAGCGGGCUGGAACAACGGUGGGGGUGGGUCUAGCCAAAGGCGAGCUCGAGCCGGGGGUUGCUUCAGGCGGGUGGGUGGCUUCUUUUCUUCGGUCGUCGAUCGAGGGAACAAAGCGGCAUCAGCGGCAGCGGAGCAGGAAGAGGGGAGGGCCGGGGGCGGGGCGGGAGCGAGCUGGCUGCAACGACAAGACUCCCCCUUCCGGCGAAAGCUUUGGGGGGACGGCGGUUUUGCGAGCGCGACGACCGUUACACGAGCCAGCGCCCAAUCGGCACUCAGCGCAGGCUCCUCCUCCUCCUCCCCGCCCUCCUACUCCGGAGCCGCUUCCAUCGGUGUCCGUGCCCCCCCUCGGGUAGCGGCGCCGAUCUUCGGCGUUGCCGUGACUCGCUGGAGGCUUGUGGACCUGGACGGCGAGCCGUUGGCGCACGGGUCAUCCUCGGGGGACGUUGCCUGGACGGACCGCUCCCGCAGUGCUUCGUCGUCGUCCGCUCGCACGGCUACUACGCUCAGCGCGUCGGAGGCAACGUUGACGGGAGUUGGAGGAGGAGGGGGAGGACGGGCGUCGUCGAUGGUGGAGAGCCGUUUCAACGACCACCUGGACCCGUCGCUUGCGCUAGACCCGAACGACGGAGCGAGGGUGGGCGAGCCCCUGGGGGUGCAGUUCGAGCUGGUGGUGCGAGCGAGCGGCAGAGGGGAGAUGGACUGGUGGGGACGCGGAGACUCUGCCGAGCCCAGCAGCCCGGGGGCGGGACACAUCGGCAUCCACCCCCCGCACGGGCCUGCCCCGGCGACGCCCGGGACCGGGGCCGGGGACUGGCGUGUCUGGCGCUCAGCCGCGGACACGCUCGCGCUCUACGACGCCCUCGCCCUCCGAUUCGGGCAGGAGUUCUGCGGGCGCGUGUCACGGCCGAAGUUGAAGACAACGCUACCGUCUUCUGCGGCGGGAGCGAGCGGCGUUCUGAGCGACGAUAGGUCGGGGUCGCCGCCGCGUCCCUCUUCCCCGGACUCGCCCCCGGCGCUGAUCGUGGCGUCCGCUGCUCCUCACCGCGUGGACAUGUUGAGGGACGCCAAGACGGUCGGAGCGUUCUUGAGGAGCCUUUUGGGGCUGCGGCAGUUUCUCAGCACGGCCGUCAUGGACUACCUGGCGCAGCCGGCCCCGGCCUCGCUCCCCGCGGACGACCUCUCCGCCAACGGCGGCGGGGGGGCGGAGGCGGGCUCCGAUCACGGCUCGGACGGCUACUUCACCUCCGACGACCUCCUCGUCAACGACGACGACGAGCGAGGGUCGAGGCACACAACAGCCAGCACGUCGUCACACCACCGGCGACCUUUCUCCUCCGGCAAGGCUGAUGGCGGCAGUGGUCCCUCGGCCGCGGGACAGGCCGUGGCGGGCGCGGCGCUGGCGUCGGACUACGGGACCUGGCUCAAGCGCCUGGCGGUUAGGCUGCGGCGCGCGACCCCCGCCGGGGAGCAGUUCGUUCGUCUUCGGUGCAUUAGCCCCGCCGUGACGGGAGAGCAGGUAGUCCGGUGGCUGAUGAGAGAAAAGGUGUGCAACGGGGACCGCGCCAGCGCCGUCCGGCUGGGACAAGACAUGGUGUCUCACCGCUUGCUGGCCCCGGUGUGCGCCGGCUACCACCGCCCAGAAGAAGAAGUUACCGGCGGUGGGGGCGACAGCAGCAGCGGGAAAGAGCCAGGAGAGCUGCUUCGCUCCUUCGACGACGCCGUCGGCUGGCUCUUCGCUUUCGUGGGGGACGCGCUGAGAGACCCCUUCGCGCCCCCGCCGCCGACCCAGGUCGCGGUGAUGAGCAACACCGGCGUCGACGUGAGAGUUACGAGCUGGACGGAGACUUCCGAUGACGACGGAGCGCACGUGAGCUUCGUCGUGCACACCCGGGUCGAGGCCACCCAGGAGGCGUGGGAGUCUCCGAGAAGGUACCGAGAGUUCACGCAGCUCCGGAAGCGCCUGCUGAGGCUCGGGAUAGACAUUCCCGCGGCCGCGGCCGCGGCGGUGGCCAGAAAUGGCGAUGACGGCGGCGGCGGCGGCGGUGGACUCGCGCCGGGGCUGCCUAGGAAGACGUGGAGGGCGAACAAGUUCGACAAGGAGCACCUUGAGAAACGCCGCGCAGCCCUGGAGGCGUACCUGAGGGCCGCUGUUAAGGAGGCGUUGUCGGCGCCUCACUUGUCGGGGCACCUAAUGAUGCGCUUCCUGGAUCCGGACGAGUCCAAUCUCCGAGUCCUGUCUGAGCAGCGGCGGCAGCAGCAGCGGAGCAGGAAUCCGUUCGCGAGGGCGCACAACAGCCCUCCUUGCUCCCCGAGAGGAGGAACGCCGGGAGGGCGGCGGGGCGUUGGCGGCGGGGCGGCGGCGGCGGCGGCUACCGCGGAUGUCGGGAAUGAGAGCGUGGGAGAGAGUUUGACGGAGGAGCGAACGGAAGCAGAGGACUUCGACUUCUUGACGGAUUCGCUCGGGGGCUUCGGGUAA
Molecule: messenger RNA, 3375 nt
Organism: Ectocarpus siliculosus
Lineage: Eukaryota; Phaeophyceae; Ectocarpales; Ectocarpaceae
Source: the annotation of a GenBank genome assembly